CGCAGUCUCCGGCUGCCUAUUGGUUCGCAGUACUGUCGCUCAGGUGCAGUUCCCACUUCCGCCUCUUUCUUCCCUUUCCUGUUAGGCGAGAGCUGCGGAAGGCGAGGGUGUUGGACGCCGUUUCUCGUUUUCAUCAUAUAGACAAAACAGCCCUGCUGCAAAGAUGGUCAAUGUACCUAAAACCCGAAGAACCUUCUGUAAGAAGUGUGGCAAGCAUCAGCCUCACAAAGUGACACAGUAUAAGAAGGGCAAGGAUUCUUUGUAUGCCCAGGGAAGGAGGCGCUAUGAUCGGAAGCAGAGUGGCUAUGGUGGGCAGACAAAGCCAAUUUUCCGGAAGAAGGCUAAGACCACAAAGAAGAUUGUGCUAAGGCUGGAAUGUGUUGAGCCUAACUGCAGAUCCAAGAGGAUGCUGGCCAUUAAGAGAUGCAAGCAUUUUGAACUGGGAGGAGAUAAGAAGAGAAAGGGCCAAGUGAUCCAGUUCUAAACUUUGGGAUAUUUUUCUUCUAAUUUUGAAGAGAAAAUGGUGAAGACAUAGAAAAGUUACCUGAGGGAAAAUAAAUACAGUGAUAUUCUUACGCAAA
Molecule: messenger RNA, 581 nt
Organism: Pongo pygmaeus (Bornean orangutan)
Lineage: Eukaryota; Metazoa; Chordata; Mammalia; Primates; Hominidae
Gene: RPL36AL
Product: ribosomal protein L36a like
Exons: 2
Coding region: 164-484 (106 amino acids)
Biological process (GO): translation
Cellular component (GO): ribosome
Molecular function (GO): structural constituent of ribosome
Source: RefSeq, a predicted model, not a curated record